UUUUCAGGUUUGGGGUCGAUAAUUCUGUCGCUACGAGCGUAUCCGAUAUCAUCAAAGGAUACUUCUCAGAGGCUCACCCAAACUGGAAAAAGACGCCGCACCACGUUAGAAACACGUGGUUCAAGAUGUUUGCUCAAAGAUACCAGUGGUCCAUCGGGGUUCACGAGGACGUGAAACGGGAGUUCACCGCAAAGGCGAAGAAGCGGUUGUUGGACACCGUAGGCAACUGGAAGGAGGACUGGAUCUACAAGGGUUACAAGGACGGGCAACCCGCUGAGCUGACCAAGGAUGUCUACGAUGGUCUCAUCCGUUACUGGGAGCUGCCAUCAUCCAUUGCGAUCUCCAACGCCUGCUCUGCCUCUCGUAACACCAAAGACGAGCACGGCAACGGCCCGAUGCUUCACUGUACGGGUCAAAAACCCCAUGCCCGUGUCCGCUUGGAAAUGGCCAAAGAGACGGGACAACUCCCGUCUCUUAAAGAGCUUUACGAGAGGACCCACAAGACCAAGGCGGGGGUAUUUGUGGAUCCGAGGUCCGAGCAAAUCUACAACGAUGUCGUUGCUCGGAUUGAAGACCGCCAAACCCAGCUGACCCAGCAAUCUUCCGAUGGAAUACCGGUCGUAUUAUCCACUCAAGAAGUGGAUCAGAUUUACGAGGAGGUCGUCCCUAAGAAAAAGGGACGUACGUUGGGAAUCGGUUCCGUCAACGAUGUCCCAAGAGCGACAUCGUCUUAUGGUCAGAGACGAGCCGACGAAGUCACUGAGCUGCGUUCGGAGUUACACUCGACGCGGACUCAGUUGGCGUCGACGCAGACGGAGUUGGAGUCUACGCGCCAAUCAUUCCAAGCUCGUAUGGGUGGAGUGGAGGGGUUUCUGGAAGUUAUAUCUUCUGGAAAUCCCCAAUGGGAGGAGUUGUUGGCGGAUAUGCGACGACGGAACCCGGUUCCCGAGCCUUCUCGUACUCAGCAGCAAGAGGAGGAACUACAGAGGAGGAGUGGAGACCUCUACCGGGAAACGAUCCACCGCCCCGGCCCGACUUAG
Raphanus sativus (radish) is the source of this 1040-nucleotide messenger RNA. RefSeq lists its product as uncharacterized. Bases 126 to 1040 code for a protein of 304 amino acids. The transcript has 4 exons. NCBI's taxonomy places the organism in Eukaryota, Viridiplantae, Streptophyta, Magnoliopsida, Brassicales, Brassicaceae. The record is from RefSeq and is a predicted model, not a curated record.